CAAAAACAAAGAGAGUUUUAUUGAGUGAUUGAUGGUAGAAAUUAAUUAAGUUAUUGAGUGAUGGAUGGCUUUUGUCUUUACCAUUUUUGUUUCCCCAAAAGGAGGCAGUAAUGGCAGAAAUAAUAUCUCAUUUUGUUUGAAUGAAGUUGAAUAAUAUUGCGGAAACAAACCCAAUAUCGGCGUCCAUUUGAUCAGCACAUAAUAAGAGGGGAUAGAUAUUGGAAUUGAAAUAGGGAGGGAGAGAGGAGAGAUGAACAUGGGGGGAAGAAAUUCAGGUGAACUGGGAGGUGGAAAAUCAGGGAAGAUGAGGCUAAAGAAGCUAAGAACAAGGGACGACAUGUCGAGAAUAAUGGUAGAAGAAGAAGAUUACCACACAGGAUUGUCAGCUUCAGUUCCAUUCAAAUGGGAGUCAGAGCCAGGAACUCCAAAGGCUAAUUUGCAUGAUAACAAUAAUGGAUCUCUUCUUUCUCCUCUCACUCCCCCACCUUCCUAUUUCUCCAAUCAUCUUAUCAUUAACUCAUCUCCUAUCAUCCAUCUUUCUUCUAAGCCUUCUUUUAAUAAGCCAAGUUGCCUUAACACUGUCUUCAGAAUGCUUUCUGUGAAGCCCACUCUCCAGCCUCCCUCCCCUGCUUCUUCCUCCUCCUCGAGUCCUACCAUGGAAAGACGGAGAUCCGGAAGUCCUAGGAGAUUGUCGUUUGAUUCGAGAGUGGACGACGACAACGAGGAUGACGAAAAUGAAGACGGCAAUGUAGAAUCACCUGUUUCUACUUUGUUCUUUGGACGUGGAAGUGAUAAAGGAUGCUACCCAAAUUUGGUCAAGGUAUUCACUAGACAUUCUAAAUGAAAUUAAACAGAGUUUAUUAUGUAUUGAGAAGAGGGCUAUAUAUACUACAUGUGUUUUGUUUUGUUUCUUGUUUUUUCUUGAGUUUAACCAUUGAUAAGAUGGGAUAGAAGCAUCAGUACUUCGGAGCUUCAUAUUGUUCAUAAUCUCCUUUCAUAAACAAAAAUGUAUCCAUAUAUAUAUGUGUGUGUGCAGUAUA
Molecule: messenger RNA, 1040 nt
Organism: Cucumis melo (muskmelon)
Lineage: Eukaryota; Viridiplantae; Streptophyta; Magnoliopsida; Cucurbitales; Cucurbitaceae
Exons: 2
Coding region: 251-844 (197 amino acids)
Source: RefSeq, a predicted model, not a curated record